Kickxella alabastrina is the source of this 2235-nucleotide messenger RNA. RefSeq lists its product as uncharacterized. Bases 116 to 2164 code for a protein of 682 amino acids. Gene Ontology annotation, cellular component: mitotic spindle; mitotic spindle pole body; DASH complex. Gene Ontology annotation, biological process: attachment of spindle microtubules to kinetochore. The transcript is spliced from 7 exons. The record is from RefSeq and is a predicted model, not a curated record. Lineage: Eukaryota; Fungi; Kickxellomycota; Kickxellomycetes; Kickxellales; Kickxellaceae.
CGAACGGGGCUUGCAUUUUUAGGCGAUUUUUUAUUUUCGUUUUCGUUUUCGCAUUGAUUCCAAUUCAAAAACAAACAUUUUUCUAUUUUUUUAAAUUUAUUGUCUAAUCCAAUCAAUGUCGCAAACCGUGCGGUAUUCUAAUCUCACACGGCCCGACAGCCAAGCCUCCGGCUACGGAGACAACCCCGGUCGGUUCACGCAAGCACUCAGCGCAGCAGUCAAGCGCGAGCACGGCUCAGGACAGCAGCAGGAGCAGCUAGAGGAGAUUGAGCAGAAAAUAACCUUGUCUUUGCAGGCCAUUGACGCCAACUUUGACCACUGCCAGCGGACAAUGGCGAGGGAUGUUAUGCCCAAGGUGGAGAAGCUCGCCAGGCUAUCCGGCGAGCUGCUGGAGGCGUCGCAACCAUGGCUGCAGUUUUUCAUGGCUGUGGCGGCGGCCGACGACCAGGACAGCAGCAGCGGUGGGCUGGAGGAGGGAGAGCUGGACGGGGGCGAGGAGGAGAUUGGGUUGGCGCAGCGCGUGGCCAUCGAGGAGGUUGCGCAUGUGGGCGAGAUCACCGCGCGGUUCCCGGAAAAUACGGCCACAGCUGGUGAGCUGGCCUUAUGGGAUGACGAUGAUCCGGCAGAUAUCGAUGCAGACAUUGCCACGCCGCAGCUACAUCGCGCGCAUGGCGGACCAACUCCCGGGUUCAGCAAAGCGGCAGCGGCCGAACACCCCAAAGAAGCCUGUGGGCGCAUGCAUGCGCACCAACUACCCGGCAGCGCAGUCUCGGGAAAUUCAUCCUCAAUGGAUACCGCCGAUCUCAUGCCGGACUCCAGCCCGCCCCACACAACCACGUUUACGCUGCCAAAGUCGCGUCACCGCCGGAUCGCCCCGAUGCGUGAGCCCACGCCUAUGCUGCCAGAGGAAGAUGAAGAUGAGAUUCUCGGCGAAAUCAACUCGCUGAUCCGCCGCUAUGACAGCCCAAGAGCCGCCUCCGUGGCUUCGUCUAGGGUAUCUGGGAUCAGGCCCCGGGCAGCUCCUGAGUCUGUGGCUAGGAGUGACGCUGCAUCGAGUAAUGGCGAGGAGAUGCGCGCGUUGGCAGAGAAGUAUGCCAGUCCGGCGAUGGUGGCUGAGGCUUCGCGCGUCCAGGGGCUGGUGGCUGACAUGGAGGAGAUGCUGGACGAAGUCGAUGCCACGGCAGAGCAGCCUGGGGAACCCCGGUGCGUGAUUAAAGAGGAGGCCGACCAUUUUGGCGCCGACGACUUUGACGAAGACAUUCCGUCGCCGCCGCAGAUUGUCUCGAGUCUCGAAGGCUCGCGCGUAGUCAUCCCAGACAUCCCACAGCCGGCGCCAUCGCCGGCGCGACGCAUGCAUAAUGCAGCGCGAGUGACCGUGCGCAUGGAGGAAGCAGACCUGGCGGACAUGACCAUCGGGCAGCUCUCACCCCUGGCGCUGCGCAGUCGCAUGCGGCCACCCGUCGCCCCCACGGCACCCGUCGCCCCAACAUCCCCGCACUUCCACGCGCUCAGCGGCUCCGCCGAUGCCGACGAUCCCUUUGGGCCAACACCAGCGCGCCCUGCGCCAGGCAUCCGGCCACCAGUUCCCUUGUCCUUGCCGUCCUUGCGGCCACGGCAGUCGAGGACGACCAGCGCAUCUGACGGCACCGCCACAUACGACCAUACUAGCGGGGCGCAACUCAACGACAGCAGUCUGACGAUUGAUGCUGGAUUUACGUUGGCGUCGAUGGACGGCACUACAUCGAUUCUGCCCACCCGUGAAAUGCUGCAGCGUGCAGCUCAGGUUGCUGAAAGCUCGGCGGCGCUUUCUGAUGAUGGUAUGAGGGAUUUGAGAACUGGGAUGUUGGGAUUUGGAGAUGUCGAGGAUUUGGAGGAGACUGAGGAGACAGAGAUGCCGCUGGGAACUGUGCUUGAUCUGGAAGCUUUUCCGCCGGCGUUUCGAUGCGCUCCAGCGUCAAAGCAGUUGCGAGAGCUGUAUGAGCUGAUGCGGUCGCAGGAACAGAGAAUCUGGACCUUGGAUGAUUUAGUCAUGGAGGAGAGCAGAAGGCUGGAGGGAGGCGAGCUGCGCGGUGUUGGCAUGGGCAUGUAUGUUGUGUUGUUGGAUCUUUUGUCUAGACGUAGAUUGGUGCGCAAAAUAUCAGACACUUUAUGGGCUGCGCACUAGCAAAAAGGUUUUUUUUAAGCAAAAGUUAAACAUUAUGUUUUCAAUACAAUAUCAGCUUUUUUUGUUUUUUU